Molecule: messenger RNA, 1470 nt
Organism: Talaromyces stipitatus ATCC 10500
Lineage: Eukaryota; Fungi; Ascomycota; Eurotiomycetes; Eurotiales; Trichocomaceae
Product: protein kinase, putative
Exons: 6
Coding region: 47-1318 (423 amino acids)
Biological process (GO): spliceosomal complex assembly; regulation of mRNA processing; protein phosphorylation
Molecular function (GO): protein kinase activity; ATP binding
Source: RefSeq, a predicted model, not a curated record
GCCUACGACACUUUCUACCAUUAGAGCAUCAUCUUCUAUCAAGACGAUGAAUCAAGUCAAAGUAUUGUCAUUUCUAGGGAAAUUCCGACCCAAGUUUCCCAAAGUCCCUGGGUCUACCUCACUGUCAACAGCUCAGGAGCGUCCGAGUUCCCGUCAUAUUGCUGAAGAGUCAGAUUAUUUGUACAAGGCUGGCGGGUUCCACCGAGUUUCUCUGGGUGACAGAUUUGCUUCUGACAGAUACACCAUACUGAGGAAACUUGGGUAUGGGCAAUAUUCCACUGUCUGGCUCGCUAGAGAUUCCAAGGCCAAGAAAUAUGUUGCUCUUAAGAUACUUAGAGCUGAUUGUUAUGGCGGUGCUAAAGAUAUUUUCGAACAAGAAAUUCUUUCAAGAAUUUCGGAUGUCUCAAGGAGGAGCAAUCAUGAAGGCCGCCACUAUGUGUUGUCUACUUUGGAUCAGUUCAAACACAAUGGACCCAAUGGAGAACAUGUAUGUUUUGUUUUUGACGUUAUGGGAUACCAUCUAGGUUUUCAAAGCGCCAAAUAUGAAGGUGGAAAAAUGCCCGUAACAUCAGUGAAAUCGGUCGUGCGGCAGCUUCUAUUGGGGUUGGAUUUCCUACACAGAGAGUGUGGGAUCAUCCAUACCGACUUAAAGCCAACAAAUAUACUUAUGGAAUUACAAAAUCCGGAUGAGACUAUAUCUCAAUACCUGUCAGAGGUUCCCCCCCGGAUAGAUUCUCAAGGGAUGCCACUUCGAGAAGCAAUCAGGACACCAUUACUUUCAAACUUAAGCGAACCUCAUAUCAGGAUAAUUGAUUUUGGCGUAGCGUCUUGGAAAGACAGGCAUCUUUCAGAAUUAAUUCAAUCCCCGGCACUGCGGGCUCCUGAGGUCACGAUUGGCGCUCCUUGGGAGAGUUCGGUGGAUAUAUGGAGCCUGGGGUGCUUGAUUGUAGAGUUUAUUCAAGGAAUAGUCCUUUUCUCAGGUGAACCGUCAAAGAAUGGGUCAUGGACUGCCGACGAUGAUCGUUUAGCAAAAAUGAUAGAAGUCCUUGGUCCUUUUCCAUCCCAGCUUCUUAAACGUGGAAAACGCACUGCUGAUUUUUUCAACAAAAGAGGAGAUCUCCUUCGGAUUCAACAAUUGAAACCUACCACUCUAGAGAGGCUGAUAAACGGCACUACGAAGCCGUUUCUGAAGCCAAACGAUAUGCCCGAUGCAGAAGUACCCAUCUUCCUUAAUUUUCUAACGGCCAUGCUGUCAAUUGACCCAAAUCGUCGAAGGUCAGCAGCUGAUUUGCUUCAACAUGACUGGAUAAAGGUGUGAUACUUGCAAUUUAGAUCUUAAUUAGUAAGGGAAAGUAAAGUAACUUCGACAUCAUGUGUAGGCCAUUCCAUGCAAUCUCAUGGUGAUAAAAUUUCAUCUUUCCUAUGGAAAAUAACUAGCUAAUAAAAAAAUAGAAUCUUUGAAUCUACUCC